AUGGCAGACCAGAUGCGCAGCUAUUAUAAUACAAAUCGUGUCCACAGAAAGACAUGGAAGCCAUUGUGGAGUUUCCUGUUGGAUACGGUUGUGGGCAAUAGCUACAUGCUCUUAUUAUACAGGCCCGAGCCGGGCUCAGGCGAGCGCGCAUUACGCCAAGAUACUCAUCUACAAUUCUGUCGAGACCUACGAGACAAGCUCCUACAUGCAUCUAUUCGUUAUCGCCAGCAAGAUUCUAUGCAGAGAGCGAAGGGGCCUAUGGAUCUUGUUUGGAGACCGGUCAAUGAGCAUCAGCAUGUUAAAAUGUUCACAAAACAACCCACCUGCGCCGGCUGCUCAGCUAAGCACCGCGCAACUUCAAAGCCUCAUCUUGGCGCUCGAAAAGCUCUUGCUGAGCUAUCUGUCAAUACAACACAGAAGAAGCGAGAGGAUAGCAGGGGGUGGAAACGCCGUGAAAGGCCGCCAAGAACGAAUUGGGGCUGUUCUGUAUGCAACAUUCCGUUCUGUAGAGAGGGCACGUGCUGGAGCGAGCACGUAGCCCGGCUCAACACCAUUGCCUAGCUCUACAAGCAGAUAUGUACAUAGAAAUCACGAAUUCAAACAUUUUCAUCUCUCCGUAGCUCUCAUACUCAGGGGCCGAUGCGGUGCAUCUGAUUGGCUACAAAAAGUGGCCCGAGCGUUGCGCCUCGACGGGUUAAGGGAUACGGCCUCUCCGUUUUACGGCGCAUCCUUUUUAAUUUGUACAGCCGUAUAUACAGCCGUACGUGAGCUCGUACGUAAGGCUACACAAAUUGGAAAGGAUGUGCUGUAAAACGGGGAGGCUGUAUAGCCAUGCCGAUUUGUAUAGCCUCACGUACG
Molecule: messenger RNA, 858 nt
Organism: Mytilinidion resinicola
Lineage: Eukaryota; Fungi; Ascomycota; Dothideomycetes; Mytilinidiales; Mytilinidiaceae
Exons: 1
Coding region: 1-561 (186 amino acids)
Source: RefSeq, a predicted model, not a curated record